AUGACCUCACGAAUCGCAAUCCUCCUCGGCGCAGGCGCAAACAUCGGUGCUGCCACUAUUCAAACAUUCAAAUCGAACGGCUACAAGGUCGCAUACGCCUCAAGAUCCGUUUCCAACUCCAAAGCUUCAGACAACGACCCAGCCAUACAGUGCGACUUGGCCAAGCCUACCUCCGUGUCGAGUCUGUUCGAAACCGUCCGCAAGACAUGGGGCGAGCCUAGUGUGGUCAUUUAUAACGCUUACUCGCACCACAACACUAAACCCGAAGACUCCCUCGACGUCACCACCGAGGACUUCGCGCACGACCUGGCGGUCAACACAACAAGUGCGUUCGUCGCAGCGAGGGAGGCCUUGGCCAGCUUCCAGAAACUCGAUGGUCCCCGGACCUUUAUCUUCACUGGCAACAUGCUGAAUGAAGGCCCUUACCCAUCGCUCAUGACUCUGGGGGUGGGCAAAGCCGCGAGUGCGCAUUUCGUGGAGUUGGCGGAUCAGUUGUAUAAGAGCCAGAAUAUGAGGUUCCACUUUGUUGAUGAGAGGACCUCUGAGGGCAAGGGCAUGUUUACGGGUCUGGGAGGACAGUCGCACGCGGACUUAUUCUUGAGCCUUGCGGAGAGGACGACGAAGGAAGAGAUUCCGUGGCAGGCGACGUUUGUGACUGGCAAGGGGUACACUGCUUUUCCUCACCACCUCAUUUUGUAA
Messenger RNA from Zasmidium cellare ATCC 36951, 699 nucleotides. RefSeq lists its product as uncharacterized. The transcript has 3 exons. NCBI's taxonomy places the organism in Eukaryota, Fungi, Ascomycota, Dothideomycetes, Mycosphaerellales, Mycosphaerellaceae. The record is from RefSeq and is a predicted model, not a curated record. Bases 1 to 699 code for a protein of 232 amino acids.